This is a messenger RNA of Drosophila rhopaloa, 561 nucleotides long. RefSeq lists its product as uncharacterized. Lineage: Eukaryota; Metazoa; Arthropoda; Insecta; Diptera; Drosophilidae. The transcript has a single exon. Gene Ontology annotation, molecular function: nucleic acid binding. The coding region runs from base 1 to 561 and encodes 186 amino acids. The record is from RefSeq and is a predicted model, not a curated record.
AUGCUGGCCCUGUACUUGGAUGAAGCCGAACAAAACACUUGGGAUGAACUGCUCCCCGAACUUUCGUUGACCAUAAACUCGGACAUUUCGGACACAACAGGGUUCAGCCCCGCCUUCAUCAUGCAAGGGAGGGAACCGAGACUACCCAAAACCCUAUUCGAUCAAGCCACACCUGACCACACGUCGAAUCAACCACCACCCGGAGAAAAGGCAGAGCAGAUGCGGGAAUUGUUCCGGAUCGUCAAGGACAACAGCGAGCGAGCAUCGGACGAACAGAGACGACACUACAAUCUCAGACGCCGGGAAUGGCGACCCCCCGUGGGAUCACUAGUACUUCUCCGCCGUCACGUGUUAUCGAAGGCCUCAGAGGGAUACACCGCAAAACUUGCGGCCAAAUACGACGGACCAUACACUGUGCACAAGUUCCUGUCUCCUAAUCCUUUACAAUUACAGGUUCCUGGGAGUCGACGGCGACGUACAGUCGGCCUAAGUGACAUAAAGGAAUAUCACGACACCGACGACGACGAGCACCCUGAUGCCAUCGAGAAAGCCACGUCCUGA